Gavialis gangeticus (Gharial) is the source of this 1990-nucleotide messenger RNA. Its product is annotated as matrix metalloproteinase-20-like. The transcript is spliced from 9 exons. Gene Ontology annotation, cellular component: extracellular matrix. The record is from RefSeq and is a predicted model, not a curated record. Gene Ontology annotation, molecular function: metalloendopeptidase activity; zinc ion binding. Gene Ontology annotation, biological process: collagen catabolic process; proteolysis; amelogenesis. Bases 1 to 1272 code for a protein of 423 amino acids. Lineage: Eukaryota; Metazoa; Chordata; Crocodylia; Gavialidae.
AUGGAUCCAGUCUCUUCAAGGACAGCAAAAAGGUAUAUUAGAGCUGUCAGUAGCAAGAUUAAAGAGAUGCAAGGGUUCUUUGGUCUCUAUGCAACUGGCAAACUGGACACUCAAACAGUGGCAAUGAUGAAAAAAUCUCGAUGUGGGGCCUCUGAUGUGAAGAAACAUGAGUUCUAUAUAAAGAAGCCCAAAUGGAAAGGAAAUACAGUAACAUACCGGAUACGGAAUUACACCAACAAACUGAAGCGUGAGGAGGUGGAACAAGUAGUUGAAAUGUCACUAAAGGUUUGGAGUGAUGUCACACCACUAAAUUUUGUGAGAAAACACAGUGGAGAUGCAGAUAUCAUGAUUACAUUUGCUUCUAAAGAGCAUGGAGACUUUUUCCCUUUUGAUGGGCCUCGCGGUAUCCUGGGCCAUGCAUAUGGACCUGAGGAAGAAGCAAUAGGAGGCGAUGUACAUUUAGAUGAAGAUGAAUUCUGGACAACUGGAUGUGUCAAAAAAGGAUAUGACCUGUUCAGUGUUUUGGCUCAUGAAUUUGGCCAUUCUCUUGGAUUGGGACAUUCCAAAGAUCCAAAUGCACUUAUGUAUCCAAAAUAUAAAUUUUUUGAGUCAAAAGGAUUCCAACUUUCACAUGAUGAUCGGACAGCAAUCCAGUCAUUGUAUGGUGCUGAAAGUAAAAAUUCACUUGGGAGAAGCGUUCCAGAGAAAUGUGACAGCUCCCUAACUUUUGAUGCAGUGACUAGUAUGGGAAAUGGCUUGCUUUUCAUCAAGGAUGGGUAUAUGUGGCUCAGAAAGUACUGGGUAGCAGGCAACGUGGAAGGAUUCCAUCAGAAUUACUUCCCAAAAUUCCAAACAAAAAUCGAUGCUGCUUAUGAAAUUCCAGACAGAAAGACAGUUUGUCUUUUCACAGCUUCGAAAUACUGGAUAAUGAAUACUUUGACCAUGGAAAUAUCAGUGCAUUCUAUCUAUGAUCUCGGAUUCUUUAUCCCUGUCACUCACAUUGAUGCUGCAGUUUACAUAAAAAGGAAGAAGGCGACUUUCUUCUUUGUUGGAGAUGAAUUUUGGAGUUUUGAUGAAGGUCUCAAAAUGAUGGAACCAGGAUACCCUAAAACAAUUCAAGAUGGCUUCCCUGGAAUCAAUGGUACAGUAAAUGCCGCCUUUGAAUGGGCAGGUUUCAUGUACAUCUUUGUUGACUCUGAUGUAUAUGCAUAUCACUUAGAAGAGAAAAAGAUCCUGUUUUCCAUAAAGGCAAAUGUGUGGUUCAGAUGUUAGUCCUCAAAGACUAUGCUCUCAUAAACAUCAAAGGGGAGCAUCAACUUAUGGUGGCUGAAAUGGACUAUUCAGUCUUUGUUUGUGUGACCACACCUUUACAUUGGUAUAUAUUUGUGCUGUCUUUCAUGGUAUACUUGUAGGCACAUUUGAAAGGUUUUAGCGCCUAUACAUGAAGCUGACAGAAUUAUAUAUGCAACGCAUAUUUGGCAAAAUGGGAUUCUGCAUGAAAAUUAUCUUAUUUGCAUAUAAUCUACUGGUCCAAUAAUCAGACAUUAGAAAUUCUAGCAUGCCUGCUUUUACCUUAUUAUGGCGGACAAACAUCUCCCAAUGUGCAAGUCAAACCCAAUAAUCUUAAGUGUAGACUAUAAACUUAGAGUAAAUGGGAAAGAAUCAGUAAAACCAGGAGUUCAGCUUUUGGAUUAUUCCACAGUACUACAUAGGCAGCUUUUUCUACACAGUAGUGUGGAUGUUUAAGAAAAAGCCUAACCUGUGACUGUAACUGCCUCCCACAUAGUAAUAUGAAAAACUUAGCCACCGGCAACUACUUUUUUACAACAUGCCAGUCUAUGUGGUAUUGGGAGAGAAAUUAUAUGUUUCCAGUUUAAAGUAGUGUAUUAUGCACACUUAAUGUGUAUGUGCAUAUUCCGGAAGGUUUCAAGACUCCCACCCACAAACACAUAUGCUUGGUAUUAAAACCUGGUCCACAAAUAACGUUUGG